GGGGGUGAUAGGAUGUUGGGUAGGUAAGAGGCUGUUAUAAUAGAAGGAUGUUUAUGGUGACGGGAUGUUGGAGGAAAGGGAGGAUGGGAAAAGGAGAAUGUUGGGGAGAAGGAUGCUGUUAGGAGGGAAGAGGCUAUUAGGAGGAUGUUUGGGGGUAUAGGAUGUUGGGUAGGAAAGGGAGGAUGGGAAAGGAGGAUGUUGGUGGGAAGGAGGAUGCUGUUUGGAAUGGAUCCUUCCCUUCCAAACAGCUUCCCUUCCAAACAGGGGGGGGAGGGACAAGGGAUCCUUCCCUUCCAAACAGCAUCAUUCUCACCAACCCUCCUGGGUUUGGGAAGUGGAAGAAGAUGUUGGGGAGGAGGGGAGAACGUUGGGAAGAGGAGGUUGUUUGGGGGUAUAAUGGAAAUGGGAGUAGAGGGAGGGGGAGAGGGGGGAGGGACACAAAAAAUAGAGGAGAGUUUAAGGAAUGAAGAUGGGGGCCGUUCGCCCAUCUUUAUACUAUUUUAUUUUAUAGUUUAUUAUUUAUUUUCUCAUCAUUUAUUAUUUUAUUUUUUUAUUGUCACUAUUACAGCUGUUAAUAAAAAAAUAUAUUUCCUUUAA
Molecule: messenger RNA, 597 nt
Organism: Meloidogyne enterolobii
Lineage: Eukaryota; Metazoa; Nematoda; Chromadorea; Rhabditida; Meloidogynidae
Source: the annotation of a GenBank genome assembly